AUGAAUCUUCAUUCUAAUUCAACGAAAGUACACGUUGAUGGACUUUAUAUUUUAAUUGUACCAAAAAAUGAAUUUGGCCAAGAUUUAACUGAAUAUCAUGCGAACAAAAUGAGACGAGUACAACGUAAAGUUGAUGAUUUAAGAAAAUCAAUGUUAGUUCUAUAUCCUAUUAAUCUUAAUGUUAAUAUGGUUAUUAUGAUAACACCUGGUGAACAUCAUUUUGAUCGGUCAACAUUUAAUAUUAAUACUCUUAUUGAACAAAUCACUGCUAAUAUUGAUUCAAAACAAUUUUCUGAUUUACUUGAUUUUGGAAAAUUUCAAAAUUAUAGUACACUAUACGAACGAUGUCGUGAAUAUCGUCAAUUACAUUUGCAAGAAUCACUUCAAAAUACAUUAUUGACCGAAGAACAGAAAGAUCGUAUUAAGAUUCUUGAAACAAAAUUAGAUGUAUUCAAUUUGGCAUAUAUUCGUCAUAGUGUUGAAAUCGAGAUUGAAAAUAAAACAACAGAUUCAUCAUUGGAAAAUACUCAAAGAAAUAAUUAUCAUCGAUGGAAUUGGUGGUGGAGAAAAAAACAUAAACAUCAUCAUAAUCAUAGUCAUUAUCACAAUCAUAAUGAAAGAAUAAUGUCAAUAACAUCAUUGGAACCAUAUCAUGAUGAUGGAUUUAGUUUUUAUUUUGAAGAUUUAUCAAAUAUAAUAAUUGAUAUAAGAAUAACUAGACUUGAUUUAAAUUUAGUAUCAUCAUCAUUAAUAAUAAAUAAUUGUUGUUCAUCUCAAUUAAAUGAUAAAAUAAAUCAAGAAAUCAUAGCUCAUGUCAGUGUAGAUGAUGCGAAAAUAAAUCUUAUUAAACGAUCUAUUUCAUCAAGUUUAUUAUUUGAAUUGAAUUUUCCAAAUUUUCGAUUAUAUGGUAUUGAAGAUAAUAAAUCAAAUCGUCGUUUAUUGGUUGAAUCAAUUUCAAAAUGUUUUUCUCCAUUAUUACAUAUUCAAUUCGAAUUAUUUCCAAUAAAUAAUAAACGAUCUGAUUAUCGUUUUCAUUUAAAUAUACAACCAAUAAGAAUUAUUUAUCAUGCCGCUAUGUUUAAUCGUAUUGUUGAAUGUUUUGAACCGAAUAUAAAUCAAAAUUCAUUUUCAUUGUCUGAGAUAAAACAACGUCAAUAUGACGAAAUGGAAAAUGAUCUCUAUUAUCAGAAAGUAUUUGACAUGACAAUUGAACUAAAUCAUAUAUCAAUUAUUUUUCCAAAAAAUGGUCAUUAUAAUCAAAAUACUUCGAUGUUUAAUAUUGAUUUUAGACAAUUAACAUUAAAAUCAUGUUUAGAUGAAAAUCAAAUCGAUUCUCAGGAAAAAAAUCUUGAAGAACGAUUCUAUAUAAAAUAUAAACUUGAAAUAAAUGAUCUUCAAAUUAUAUAUUAUACUUCAGAUGGAUCACAUUUACAUUUAUUACGAAAAACUCCAUCAAUUGAUAUUUACUUUUACAAAUGUAUUUAUUUCGACGAUGCAAAUUUAGACGAUUGGCAUAUUCAUUUAAAAACAAAUUCCAUCGGAGAAACUCAAAUCUCAAAUAAAAUUCUUCAUGAAAUAAUUGAUCAUUUUAAAUCAAUACCACUAUUUAAUUCAACACUUUCGGAAAUUCUUUAUAGAAUAAAUCUUUAUUUUGAAAUUUUUCGGCCAAAUACCAGCCUUAAAGGAAACAUUUCAAUUCAUCAAUGUUCAACUAUUAUUCUAGUUAAUCCAAAAGUAUCAAUUAAAACUGGUUUGUAUAUUUCUAUAUCAAAAACGAGAAAGAAUAUCGAAGAAAUGAUCAUUAUCUUAAAAAAUUUAACAAUGGCAACGAUCCAUAGUUUAUCGAAUUCGUUUUAUCUGAACGAACAUCUCAAAUUGAAUUAUAUUAAUAAUUCUACGAGAUUACAAUUAACAGAUUAA
Rotaria sp. Silwood1 is the source of this 1920-nucleotide messenger RNA. The record is from the annotation of a GenBank genome assembly. Lineage: Eukaryota; Metazoa; Rotifera; Eurotatoria; Philodinida; Philodinidae.